Messenger RNA from Lathyrus sativus (Indian pea), 483 nucleotides. NCBI's taxonomy places the organism in Eukaryota, Viridiplantae, Streptophyta, Magnoliopsida, Fabales, Fabaceae. The record is from the annotation of a GenBank genome assembly.
AUGGGUGUUCCCCUGGCCAAGGCAGCUGAAGAGGUCUGUGUUUGCAGAGGUCCCUAUUAUAGGUUGGACUGGUUGAAGAAGAUACUUGUCAGUCUACGAGCUGAGAGCAGAUAUAAUUUUGCAGCCAAAGCAUAUAUGUUCUUGUUACUAGGAUGCAUUGUUCUUACCGAUAAGACCUUUACUCUUAUAGAGGAAAAAUAUUUACCACUAUUUGAAGACUUGUCUAGCUGUGGUAGAUACUGUUGGGGGGCAGUCGCGCUAGUCACACUUUACAGAUAUCUAAAAAAUGCCUCCUUUUACAGUUGUAGACAACUUGGGGGAUAUGCCUCUCUACUACAAUGUUGGAUUCAUGUGUAUUUUCCAACUGUUGGCAAGAGGGGAUUUUCGAAGAUUGCUGGUAUUGGUAGUCCACUUCCUAUGGUGAUGAAGUGGAUGUACAAGCAAGGAACGCAAAAGGUUGAUGAGUUAAGGGGUUGUGUUUGA